AGUAAAAGAUGAAUUUAAAUAAAAAUUAACAGCAAUUAGCAAGGUAACACUUGUUUUUAUAGACUAGUUGGAUGAGCUCGAAAGCUUGGGCUUGUUCAAAGUCAAUUUACAUAACAACUGGCCAACUCAGUGUCUACAAGUGGUUUUCAAUGUUGCCAAAUGAAACAAAAACUAAAGAUUUGCAUUAAAACUUUCAUUUGCUACAUAAAUUGCGAAUUGAAAACUUGCCUAAUUGGGUUCAUCUUUUAACUAAACAAAAUGAUUGUUUCAAGUCUUUAUCUUGUCACCUUUUUAACUCUCAUAAACUAUGCUACCUGUGAUCAGCUUGAAUCACCCGAUAAUCGGAUUCAUCUUAUAACAGAAAACAUUGAUUGGGCCUUUUUCCAAGAUUUGGACAUAAUUCACCAAGCCAUCAGACUGCGUCAUGGAGUACCUCAAAUUUAUGCAAAUGAAACUCUGGUUAAUGCAGCUCGCCAGCGAGCUAUUGUCCGAGCUUGGUAUGAAAAUGAUCCUCAGUCCGAGGAACAUGAUUAUGAUGUAAGUGAAAAUGUUUAUUAUCAAAGCGAUCCUGAUGAGGCAGUUUCAGCAACCAAGAUAAUGGCUAAUUGGUAUACUUCAGAGGAACGAUUAUACAAUUAUGAUAACCCAAUGGUUACCGAUCAAGUAAAACACUUUCUCCCCAUUGUAUCAGAAUCUACUUUAACAUAUGGAUGUGGCCAGGUACGGUCAACUGGCCUCACUGGUGCUGGUAUUUACACUGUUUGCCUUUAUUCGCCUGCCUAUCAACCAGGCAAUGAAACGGUCAACAUUAACAAACCUCUUUUUAGCUUUAAAAAUGACCAAUUUGACUUUUCAAUGGUCGAUGAUUUAGAGGUUGGUUUGAUUGAACGACUGAAAGGCUCAAGGAAGCUGUAAACUGGAUACAAUUUUCAAAACGUGAAAGAUUUUCGGCAAAAUUUUGUUUUCCUUUCUCUCAUAGUUUUACAAAUUGUAUAACCACAAAAUUCAUGACCAAUAAAUAAAUUACGAUGUCAA
This is a messenger RNA of Tetranychus urticae (two-spotted spider mite), 1035 nucleotides long. RefSeq lists its product as uncharacterized. NCBI's taxonomy places the organism in Eukaryota, Metazoa, Arthropoda, Arachnida, Trombidiformes, Tetranychidae. The record is from RefSeq and is a predicted model, not a curated record.